UUUACUGCUGCAAAUGUGAAACUUGCACAGAGAUUUCCUCUUGAAGAGCCGAAAUGAUAUCUGAAGUUGAACCUUCUGAGCCAUUAUGGCUCAGAAUUUUACUGUACAUUGAGUGUUAUUGAAGUUUAUGGAGUGGAUGCUAUUGAACGAACACUGGAGAAUUUGAUCUCUGUUCAAGAUGAUGUGUUCAUACCUGAUGAAGGGACUGCUCACCGUAAACCGCCAUCCUCUCCACAGGAGUCCUUGCAGAGUGAUGAUCUUUAUCGAAAUCUGUACAAAGAACUGGAAUAUGACUCUUCGGGAGAAAACUUAGAUGUGAAGCAUGAAAUGAAGAAAAAUACUGUGCCUGAUCCAGUUGAAGAAAUUCGCCAUCAAGUUGGCAGGUUGCCUGCAGAUACUGUUCUUAAAAUACUGAUGCAGAAAGUACGUUCGCUGGACUUAAAGUUAUCUGUUUUGGAACGAUACCUGGAAGAAUUAAAUUUAAGAUAUAGUGAUAUAUUUAAAGAGUUUGACGAAGAUAUAGGAGGGAAAGACAAACUUUUGGAGAAGAUCAGAUCAGACAUAAGGAAUCUCUUCGAAAGCCAAGAGGCUAUUGCUAAACAUAUUGAUGAUCUUAGUUCUUGGAAAUACCUUGUUUCCAUGCAAUCGGAAACUUUACUUAGAGACAAUGUCGUUCUCAGGUUGAAGGUUGAACAGGUUAUGGAGAAUCAAGUAUCUUUGCGAAAAAAGGGCAUCAUAGUAUUUGUUAUAUGCAUAAUUUUUGGGUUCUUUGCUCUACUGAGGCUAUUUGUAGAUAUGUUGUUGAGUGUUUUUUUGGCAUCAAUUGUUCAAACAACAGAGAAGUCUGGGAAAUUUUGUCGGAUGAACUUAUCCUGGCUCUUCUUACUUGUAAGCAGCAGUAUUACCCUUUUAAUACUAUCAUUAUAAUUGUGAUGGCAUAUCAGUGAGUUACUAAAGGCUUCUAUUGCCCAUGGAAUUCGAAGCUUGAAAUGAUUGUAGAUAUUUUAAGCUGUACAAAGUGAACAAGUUACAUCUUUAGAGUUGCAUACAA
This is a messenger RNA of Pistacia vera, 1051 nucleotides long. RefSeq names its product SUN domain-containing protein 4-like. The record is from RefSeq and is a predicted model, not a curated record. Gene Ontology annotation, cellular component: membrane; cytoplasm. Lineage: Eukaryota; Viridiplantae; Streptophyta; Magnoliopsida; Sapindales; Anacardiaceae. Gene Ontology annotation, biological process: protein folding in endoplasmic reticulum.